AUGGAGGCGGCGCGGAGCUGUAACGGGUACGCGCGGCAGGAGAGGCCGCCGCCCUCCGCCUCCCCGUCGGCGGGCGCCGAGAAGCCGCGCGUCCCCCCCGGCGGCGGCGGCGGCAGUAGCGGGGAUGGCUGGCGGGGCGAGCGGCCCCGCAGCGAGGAGGACAACGAGCUGAGCCUGCCCAGCCUGGCGGCCGCCUACACCACCAUCCUGCGCUCGCUGGGCGAGGACCCCGAGCGGCAGGGGCUGCUGAAGACGCCCUGGAGGGCAGCCACCGCCAUGCAGUUCUUCACCAAGGGCUACCAGGAGACCAUCUCGGAUGUUCUGAAUGACGCCAUCUUUGAUGAAGAUCAUGAUGAGAUGGUAAUUGUGAAGGACAUAGACAUGUUCUCAUUGUGUGAGCAUCACCUCGUUCCAUUUGUUGGAAAGGUACAUAUUGGCUAUCUUCCUAACAAACAAGUACUUGGCCUCAGCAAGCUUGCUAGGAUCGUGGAAAUAUACAGUAGAAGAUUACAAGUCCAGGAACGCCUUACCAAACAAAUUGCAAUAGCCAUCACAGAAGCCUUACAGCCCGCUGGAGUUGGAGUGGUUAUUGAAGCUACGCAUAUGUGUAUGGUAAUGCGUGGGGUACAGAAAAUGAACAGUAAAACAGUAACCAGCACAAUGUUGGGUGUAUUCCGGGAAGAUCCAAAGACCCGUGAAGAAUUCUUGACGCUCAUCAGGAGCUGAAACUGUGUUAUUCUCUAAAUGCACUCUGGAGAUUGUUCUGUCCAGUGUCCCUGUCUGUUCUUAUUUGUUCCUACAUCUCACUUUUAAACUAAAUCGUUGUGAAUUGUUGUCAUAGUCUUUGUGCAGUAAAAGACUUCUGAUGGCAAAUGAAAAAUGUAACGAUGAGGUAGGCUCCUGCUGGAUUUCCAAUGAUGCUGAUGUCACAGAAUUACGAGCGACGAAUAGGGUUUUGGAAAUGUUUUUCCAUCCACAAUGCAGAAUAUACUGUUGUUAGGAGAAAAGUGGGGCUUGGGAGUGAAAUGAAUAUUUAUGAAAUAGUUGCGUUUAUUAGAAUAAAUAUGGAGCAGCACAGGAAACAAUAGAAAGGCUGUGGAUCCUUGUAGGACCACUUACGCUGCAAAUACUGAACCUCUGCUGAAAAGGAUGGUCCUGAAUUAUCUCUGACUAUAUUUUAUUACAAGUCCUGCAGUGGCUGUUUCAAUAUCUGGAUAUGUAUGUUAUACCUCUUUGAGAUGUUACCUCUGGUGGUGUUUUAUAUUCUUGCCAGUAUUAACCCUCCUUUUUUGUGUGGUUUUUUUGUUUGUUUGUUUGAGAAAUUUAAAACACGUUUUUCAUAGCCUCUUAAUAUGCAGGGAAUUAACUUCUAAAUUAUUUGGGGCACAGUCUUAUCUCAAUAUAAAGGGUUUUAUGCACCUUUUUCUCUGUGCCUCAGAAUGUCUGACCACUUUAACUGUCAGUUUCUUACUAUUUUUAAGCAAACUUCAACAGAGGGGAGGAAAAAACUCCCAGAGUCUGUCUGCAAAGUGCUAAGAUAUCCAAAGAGGUUUUUAAUGAUGUUCAUAUCUUGAGCUUUCCUUCUUGGUUUUCCAUGGGUUAGACUGAGAAGCUAAACCUAGUCUGAUAAUCUGAAAAUGAAGAUUUCUUUUCAAGUAUUUCAAGAUUUGCAUCUCAUAAGCGUUGGACCAAAGGUGAGCACUGAAACCCUGAACACAGCACAUUGUACCUCUCCUGCCUGACGGCAGGUCAUUUCAGGGCAAAGUAACCUGAAAUGACAACAACUUAUUUCGUAAGAGCAAUUGAGAAAAGCAUUUCCAGGGCCAUAAAAAAUGAAUUAAACCACAUUUUUUCUGUGUAUGUGGCAACCUCUGUAUGUGGCAGUGUUGGUACAAAAAGUUUCAGUCAGCUGGACUUGGCUGAACUUCUUAUACUUUGUUACAAUUUUAAUGGGUGUUUUGUAACUCUUAAUUGGGAAAACAUGAGGCGCAAAUGAAAACCACCCUUCUCAAACUAAGCACAGGAGGCAAAACUUAAAAAAUAAAAUGUCAGCCAGGGUGUCAGAUGCCCACAGCGCAGGUUCCCAUAGUCCUAUUGGCUUUGCUGAAUACGAAUCCAAGACGUUCUGUACGCUAACCUAAAAGGCAGUUCCUGGCCUGGCAAGCUCGAUCUUACCAACAUUCCUGUCUCUUGCUUCAACCCGGGUUGGAAACGAAAUGGAAAUCAUGUCCGGUCAAAUUUCCAUUGGGCCUAAAGAACUUUCAAGAACAACAACCUCAUGUGUUUAAUUACACUAAUUUUACCUUGAUGCCCUUCACAGCGUUAUUGGGAAAAUCUUUUGUAAUAUCCUCUGUCCUGGAUUCUGUAGAGUUAGGUGCUAUAAAAGUGUUUGUCUGCUAGCGUAAACAAGCUGUGUGUUGCACACUUAUAAAAGACACUAACUCUAUGGCAUUUGUUUUCCUUAAGUGAUUGAGAGCAGAUAUUGCCACUUUUCAGUUCAGUAUGUGUUUCAAAUAUCCAGCUGAAAAGCCUUAAAUCUUUCUUGCCUGAAGUUCCGCGUAAAACUCUUUCUCUUUUUAGCUCAACAACUGGAAGGAGAAUUUGAGGACCAAAAGGGCACACACUAGUACAUUUGUUUCUCUUUGCUUGCUUUAGUUUGGAAAUUAAGUCUCUGUAAAACACUGUCUUGCUCCCUGAGAUAAUGAAAAGGUUGCGUUUUAACCACUUAUCUCUAUUCAGGAUAAAGUUCGCAUUGCACCACCACUGUUUUUUAUUUCCAUGUGACCUGUAGUCCUUAAAACAUACCUCUCUCUACUUGUGGCCUUGGAUUUUGUUCACAUUUUUGUUGUUGUAAGACUUGGUGCGUUUUUUGGAGCAUUAGUAUUGUUCAAAUACACAAGCUUUAACUACAACCAGUGUGUAUAUAUGUAUAGUACAUACAGCCUGCUGUUGUACCACGUAAAAGUCCAUUGUCUUUAAAACAUUAAAGCACAGUAUUAUCCUUUG
Gymnogyps californianus (California condor) is the source of this 3006-nucleotide messenger RNA. It is a transcript of the gene GCH1, whose product is annotated as GTP cyclohydrolase 1. Gene Ontology annotation, molecular function: zinc ion binding; GTP binding; GTP cyclohydrolase I activity. Lineage: Eukaryota; Metazoa; Chordata; Aves; Accipitriformes; Cathartidae. Gene Ontology annotation, biological process: tetrahydrofolate biosynthetic process; tetrahydrobiopterin biosynthetic process. The coding region runs from base 1 to 726 and encodes 241 amino acids. The transcript has 6 exons. The record is from RefSeq and is a predicted model, not a curated record. Gene Ontology annotation, cellular component: cytoplasm.